Molecule: messenger RNA, 963 nt
Organism: Rosa rugosa (rugosa rose)
Lineage: Eukaryota; Viridiplantae; Streptophyta; Magnoliopsida; Rosales; Rosaceae
Exons: 1
Coding region: 1-963 (320 amino acids)
Molecular function (GO): RNA-DNA hybrid ribonuclease activity; nucleic acid binding
Source: RefSeq, a predicted model, not a curated record
AUGGUGGAGGGUGGUGUUUGGAGGCAUUACUGGCAUAUGUUGUGGAGUGCUUCUGCUUCUGCUCCCCCAAAAGUUAAGUUAUUCAUGUGGAAGUUGCUUAAGGGAAUCUUGCCAACUAAAUGCAAUCUAGUACAAAAGAAGGUUUCUCUCCCUGAUGUGAAGUGCACGUUCUGCAUGGCUGCAUGUGAAUCAGGUACACAUUUAUUUAAAGAUUGCCCAGCCUUACUUUGCUUUUGGUUGUAUGGGCCUUUGCAAUUAAACCUCAUUGAGCACCCAGCCAAGACUCUCUCUUCAUGGAUGUUGGAUAUGCUGGACAACUUGUCCGUAGAUCAGCAUGAUUUUUUCUUUGUGGGUCUGUGGGCUGUCUGGUUCGAAAGAAAUAAGAUGGUUUGGAAGAAUGAUGCCUUCCAACCGAUGAUGCUGAUUGAGUGGGCUGUGAGUCACCUUGCUGAGUUCCAAAAGUACCAUCCAAAGGCUGUGGGGAAGAAGAAGAGGGCACCCAUGAAAUGGCAGUGUCCUCCUAGUGGGAGAUUGAAGAUAAAUGUGGACAGAGCGUUUAGAGCAGAUGUGGGAUGUGGAGGCAUUGGUGUAGUAGUCAGGGAUGAUGUUGGCAUGGGUAUUGCUGCUUUGGCUAGGCCUUUUCUACAUGCACACACAUUCCUCAAUAUGGAAGUUGAGGCGUGUAGAGCUGGUUUACUUCUUGGUAUUCACCAGGGUUGGUCUGAAAUUGAGAUUGAAAGCGACUCUGCCAUUUUAGUUGCUGCACUUAAUAUCGGAGAGAAGAAUUUCUCGGAGGUUAGUCGGAUUCUAGAUGAUUGUAAGGAUUAUAUGUCUUCUUUUCAAUCUGUUAGGAUUCGUCAUAUCUAUUGUGAAGCUAAUGGUGUUGCAGAUAAGCUUGCUCACCUAGCUAGUUUGUUUUAUAUUGAUGAUGUGUGGUUAGAGGAGACUCCUGCUAUUAUUUAG